Populus trichocarpa (black cottonwood) is the source of this 3350-nucleotide messenger RNA. RefSeq names its product receptor protein kinase TMK1-like. The record is from RefSeq and is a predicted model, not a curated record. Gene Ontology annotation, molecular function: protein kinase activity; ATP binding; protein binding. Gene Ontology annotation, biological process: protein phosphorylation. Lineage: Eukaryota; Viridiplantae; Streptophyta; Magnoliopsida; Malpighiales; Salicaceae. Bases 209 to 3004 code for a protein of 931 amino acids. The transcript has 2 exons.
AGCAACUUUUACUGUCUGACUCACACCCUCCCUCCCUCCCCUCCAUCUCCACCGUUUUCUCUGCCAAAACUCUCUCUCUCUCUCCAAAAAAAAAGAGAAAAAACCCAUCCUUUGCUCCAAUAAACCCUAGCACAGCAGCAAGAACCACUCUAUUUUCAAGAAACAAAUCUCUCUCUCUCUCUCUCUCUGAAACACCACAACACAUGAUAUGGGUGUUUGGCUUUUUAUCCAUACCUCACUCCUUCUUUCCCUGCUAUGCAUUGCCCAUUCUCAGCAAAACGACGACGCAGCAGUCAUGCUGAAACUGAGAGACAGCCUUGUCAAAUCGUCUACUCUCGGGUGGUCUGCCUCUGACCCAUGUCAAUGGGCCCACGUGGGUUGCACAAAUAAUCGGGUAGAUCGUAUCCAGAUAGGCUACCAGAAUUUACAAGGUACACUCCCCCCAGAACUCAGAAACCUGACUCAGUUAACUAGGUUCGAGGUCAUGUCCAACAAUUUAACGGGAUCAUUACCGAGUUUGUCAGGGUUAAGCUCUCUCCAAGUCCUCCUUUUACACACCAACAAUUUCUCUUCAAUUCCUCCUGAUUUUUUCACCGGAAUGACGUCGUUAACCUCCGUCAGUUUGGAUACAAAUCCCUUUGAAUCAUGGGAAAUACCGGAGAGUCUAAAAGAUGCGACUUCUUUGAAGGAAUUCUCGGCGAAUGAUGCUAAUGUAGCUGGCAAAAUCCCUGAAUUUUUUAACAACGAUGUGUUUCCUGGAUUGGAAAGUUUGCAUUUAGCUUUCAAUUAUUUAGAGGGUGAAUUGCCUCUGAAUUUUUCGGGGUCUACUAUACGGUCUUUGUGGCUUAAUGGCCAGAAGAGUAAUUCCAGGCUAAAUGGCACUCUUUCUAUCUUGCAAAACAUGACUUCAUUGACUGAAAUUUGGCUCCAUGGAAAUUCUCUUACGGGCCCUUUGCCUGAUCUUUCUGGGAUGAUUUCAUUGGAAGAUUUGAGUUUAAGGGAUAAUAGCUUGACGGGUGUUGUUCCUCCAUCAUUAGUGAACAUUUCUACACUUCGUGCAGUCAAUUUCACUAAUAAUAAGCUCCAGGGACCGACGCCCAAGUUUGCUGAUAGAGUUUCUGUGGAUAUGAAUCCUGGGACUAAUAAUUUUUGUUUGGAUAAACCUGGUGUUGCUUGUGAUGCUACUGUCGAUGUUUUGUUGUCAGUUGCGAAAAAUUUUGGAUACCCUGCUAGUCUUGCUGACUUUUGGAAAGGAAAUGAUCCUUGCAGUUCCAAUAGUUGGAAAGGGAUUGCUUGUGUUGGAAAGGAUAUUUUGGUUAUUAACUUGAAGAAAGCAGGACUUACUGGUACCAUUUCUUCAGAUUUUUUUUUGAUUUCGACAUUGCAGGAAUUGUUUCUUUCUGAUAACAUGCUCACUGGUACGAUACCAGAUGAGCUUACAAAUUUGUCUGAUCUUACUAUUUUAGAUGUUUCGAAUAAUAGACUCUAUGGUAACAUCCCUAAGUUUAGAAAUAAUGUGCAAGUGGAAUAUGCUGGAAAUCCUGAUAUUGGGAAGAAUGGCAGUGUCUAUCCUCCCCCUGCGACUCCCGGAACUGCACCUGGCUCACCUUCUGGUACAGUUGGCGAUUCUGAUGGUAGUGGGAACAAGAAUUUGGCUACUGGAAAGAUUGUGGGUUCUGUGAUUGGUUUUGUUUGUGGUUUAUGUAUGGUUGGGCUAGGUGUAUUCUUUUAUAAUAGGAAACAAAAGCGAUCUAGUAAGGUUCAGAGUCCAAAUAUGAUGAUUAUUCACCCCCGCCAUUCAGGAGAUCAGGAUGCGGUGAAAAUCACUGUUGCUGGAUCAAGUGCAAAUAUUGGAGCUGAGAGCUUCACUGAUAGUGUUGGACCCAGUGACAUUAAUCUGGCCAGGACUGAAAAUAUGGUGAUCUCGAUUCAAGUUUUAAGAAAUGUUACGAAUAAUUUUAGUGAAGAAAAUAUAUUGGGAAGAGGUGGCUUUGGGACUGUAUACAAGGGGGAAUUGCAUGAUGGGACAAAAAUUGCAGUGAAGAGGAUGGAGUCAGGAGUGGUUAGUGAGAAAGGUCUUGCAGAGUUCAUGUCUGAGAUUGCGGUGCUUACUAAGGUUCGACAUCGCCAUCUAGUCGCCCUUAUAGGAUAUUGCUUGGAUGGAAAUGAGAGGCUUCUUGUUUAUGAAUAUAUGCCUCAGGGGACACUUAGCAGGCAUCUUUUUUGUUGGAAGGAGGAGGGUGUCAAAUCACUAGAAUGGACUAGAAGAUUAACUAUUGGCUUGGAUGUUGCUAGAGGCGUUGAAUACCUACAUGGGCUAGCACAUCAAUGUUUUAUUCAUAGGGAUCUCAAACCUUCCAAUAUUCUUCUAGGAGAUGAUAUGCGAGCCAAAGUGGCUGAUUUUGGAUUGGUUCGUCCUGCUCCAGAAGGAAAAACUUCGAUUGAAACCAGACUAGCUGGAACUUUUGGAUAUCUUGCCCCCGAGUAUGCGGUGACUGGUCGAGUGACCACAAAGGUUGAUGUGUUUAGCUUUGGAGUCAUAUUAAUGGAGAUGAUCACAGGAAGAAAAGCACUUGACGAGACCCAACCUGAGGACAGCUUGCAUCUUGUUACUUGGUUCCGUAGGAUGCACAUCAACAAAGACACGUUCCAUAAGGCCAUUGACCCAACUAUUAAUCUUGACGAGGAAACCCUCGGCAGCAUUAGCACCGUUGCAGAGUUAGCAGGCCAUUGCACUGCAAGGGAGCCCUACCAAAGGCCAGACAUGGGUCAUGUGGUUAAUGUUCUGUCAUCUCUUACUGAGAUUUGGAAAGCAGCAGAACCAGAUUCUGAUGAUAUGUAUGGGAUUGAUUUUGAGACGCCCUUGCCUGAAGUACUCCUGAAGUGGCAGGCAUUUGAUGGAAGCAGCUCUUCAUUUCUUCCCAGUGGGGAUAAUACCCAGACUAGUAUACCUACUCGGCCAUCUGGCUUUGCAGAGUCAUUCACUUCGGCAGAUGGGCGGUAGAAAAAUAAGGCAAAAGAAGUCGUGUGUGCGGUGAUAUCGGUGUGUAAACAGUGGUUGUGGUAGGGUUGGUAGUUUAUAUCCUUGUGGUGCCUUUGAGUUUGGGAUAUGCAGAUAGAUAUUUCAAGAGUGAAUUAGCUUUUAUUUGGUCAUCCUUUUUUUUCCUCUCUUUGUUUCACUUGGAUCUGACACAUGUUCAUCGAUCCCUCUUGUUCGAUGUGUUUCCAAGCAUCAAAUUUUGGGAAUAUUGGAACCAACAGUUGAAGAUCUCAUUUUGUAAAGGAAAUGACGGAAAUUCUAUUUGUUGGGAUAUCAUCAUCCUCAUGUUAUGAAUUGCUGCUUCAUUUCA